Messenger RNA from Punica granatum (pomegranate), 2849 nucleotides. The record is from RefSeq and is a predicted model, not a curated record. NCBI's taxonomy places the organism in Eukaryota, Viridiplantae, Streptophyta, Magnoliopsida, Myrtales, Lythraceae.
CCAAAAGAGCAGCACACCCCUCUCCUCUCCUCUCCUCUCCCCGUCUUGUGGGCGUCUAUGUACUUCAUAAAGACACCCACCGUCUCCCCCAAUCGAUACAUUUUCACCCUCAAUUACAGUACUCAACUUCCACCAGUUCUUUGGUCUCCUGUUUCUGGGUUUUUGUGUUAUAUAUUCUUUUUUUUUUCUGGGUCUCCCUGUUUGAUUGAGAUUGAGCUUGAUCUGAUUCCGGGUCUUGGGUUUUCUUGGAUUCUUGAUUCUUCUUUGUACCGGGGAAGCUUCAGUUUUUCCUUUUUGUUCUUUAGGAAUACUGUCUCUGUGAGCAAUCGAGGGCAGGUCAACGCCAUGGAUGCAAAGAUUUCUCUGCCUAUUAGCCUUCUUCUGAUCCUCGGCUGUGCAUUCGUAGCCGGGGCUUCCGCACAUAAGCAUGAUAGUCUCAUCAAUCCCAACGGCUCCUCUCUUGCGGGGAUCGAACUGCCUGAUCAUAUGAGCUUCAAUGCCGUCUCUUCUUCGGGUGCAACCGGGUGCGGCCUCUCGUCCUUGAAGCAGCCCGGACAGACGGAUUCAGCUGUUCCAUCCUAUUCCGACAUUGAUGACGAUGACGAUGACGAUGACGAUGAAGUUGAGGGGGAUGCUUCCUUUUUGUUGGCUAAAUCGCAGAGAGAAACCGUGAAGCUCCACCUCAAGCGCCGAUCGGCGAGCUCCGAUGCCGGCUCGAAGGAAUCUGUGGCUGAAUUCACCGGGUGGGAUUUGAGCAGGAUUCAUACACUUUACAGGAGGAUGACUGAGAGGAAGAACCAGAACACCAUCUCAAGGCUAAAGAAAGGUAGGGAGAAGAAACCCAAUUGGGGGUCUGAUUAUAAUCGGGUCGAUCCACCUGCCCCGGCCCCAAUGCCGGAAUUUUAUGGCGAUGGUCUCUCUGGUCAGUUGAUGGCAACUUUGGGGUCCGGGGUGGCUCUCGGCUCAGGUGAGUACUUCAUGGAUGUGUUCGUGGGCACUCCCCCGAAGCAUUUCUUGCUGAUCCUUGACACCGGGAGCGACCUGAAUUGGAUCCAGUGCGUCCCGUGUUACGACUGUUUUGAGCAGAACGGGCCUCACUAUGACCCCAAAGACUCAAGUUCUUUCAAGCACAUUGGCUGCCAUGAUCCCCGGUGCGAGUUAGUCUCCUCCCCGGACCCGCCACAGCCCUGCAAGGAUGAGAACCAAACAUGUCCAUAUUUCUACUGGUACGGAGACAGUUCAAACACAACUGGGGAUUUCGCCCUCGAGACAUUCACGGUGAAUCUCACUGCACGUAAUGGGAAGUCCGAGUACAGGCGGGUCGAGAAUGUAAUGUUUGGGUGCGGACAUUGGAACCGCGGGCUCUUCCAUGGGGCCGCGGGUUUAUUAGGCCUGGGGAGAGGACCGCUCUCGUUCUCAUCCCAGCUUCAGUCUCUCUACGGCCACUCUUUCUCGUACUGUCUCGUCGACAGGAACAGCGACACAAGCGUCAGUAGCAAGCUGAUCUUCGGGGAGGACAGGGAGCUCCUGAGCCACCCGAACCUGAAUUUCACAUCGUUUGUGGCAGGGAAAGAGAAUCCUGCCGAUACAUUCUACUACGUCCAGAUAAAGUCGAUCAUAGUCGGGGGAGAAGUUCUCAACAUCUCUAAAGAGACUUGGGAACUGUCGCAGGACGGGUCCGGUGGCACGAUCAUAGACUCGGGCACUACUCUAAGCUACUUCGCAGAGCCUGCCAAUACGACAAUUAAGGAGGCUUUCAUCAGGAAGGUGAACAAGAAGUAUCCUCUGGUGAAGGACAUCGAGAUCCUCUACCCGUGCUACAAUGUGUCGGGAGUCGAAAAGGUGGAUUUGCCCGAGUUUGCAAUUGAGUUCGCCGAUGGCGCCGUGUGGAACUUCCCCGUGGAGAACUACUUCAUCCCAUUAUCGGAUGACAUAGUCUGUCUGGCGCUGAUGGGGACUCCCAAGUCGGCUCUGUCCAUUAUCGGGAACUACCAACAGCAGAACUUCCAUAUACUGUACGACACAAAGAAAUCGAGGCUCGGGUACGCCCCGAUGAGGUGCGCCGAGAUUACCUCCGCCGCACUCCGAAAAAUGGGGCCUUUCAGGUUUCACCAGUACCAGGUCGUCGGGAGAGCACUGCCCACCGAGGGAGAUGAGCAUCCUAAGAUCUACAGGAUGAAGCUCUGGGCAACCAAUGAGGUCCGAGCCAAGUCCAAGUUUUGGUACUUCCUGAGGAAGCUGAAGAAGGUGAAGAAGAGCAAUGGUCAGGUUCUUGCCAUCAAUGAGAUUUUUGAGAAGAAUCCGACCAAGAUCGAUAACUAUGGUAUUUGGCUCCGGUACCAGAGCCGUACUGGUUAUCACAAUAUGUACAAGGAGUACAGGGACACGACUCUCAACGGGGCUGUGGAGCAGAUGUACACUGAGAUGGCAUCUCGUCACAGGGUCAGGUUCCCCUGCAUCCAGAUCAUCAAGACCGCCACUGUUCCAGCAAAGCUGUGCAAGAGGGAGAGCACCAAGCAGUUCCACAACUCGAAGAUCAAGUUCCCGCUUGUGUUCAGGAAAGUCAGGCCACCCUCUAGGAAGCUCAAGACCACAUACAAGGCUUCGAGGCCUAACUUAUUUAUGUAACUCUUUUCUUUUGCUGGUCGGGAUUGGAAGUCUGCUACCUGUUACCCGUCCCUUUUAGAGAGAAAGGAAUUGCCUGCUCUAGUAGUCUAUUUUGUUGUGUUCCUGAAUUUCUCCAAAUUUUGAUGAUUGACAGUUGAAUGACUCUUUUUUUUCAAUGCUUUGGCUGCAUUCUUAAUUCGAGUUGUGAAUGCUUAAAAAUUGAAGUUCAGCUAUUUGCGGUA